UCCCAAGGUGAACAUGAAGGCCUUGAACUCCUCCUCCUCCUCCUCCCCCAAGCUUUAUAAAGGCUGUCAAACUGUCUUCCAUCCAGUUCUUCUUUCCUACCUAUCCGCUGUGAACUCCCAACUGAAUAUACAGGUUGUAAUAUGUUGACAAAUGGAGAUUUACCCGAGCGUCCGGGACCUCUCAGGUGCAAGAAGAAAUGGCUUCGGAAAUCGCCUGGGCUUCACGAAGCGUGGACAUGUUUCAAGAGCAGAUUGUUAAAGUUCGAGCAUGCGCUUUCACUUGCCUUUGCACAUAGACGGCUGGAAUCAUCUGAUUGUAUAGUAUAUCAUAAUAUCUCUGCGGGCGAGAAGCUUCAAUCAUUGGCUUUGACCGAAGGUUCAGCUGUUUUCAGUCGAUGUAUAGUUUAGGCUGACAGGGGCUGGACAACGAGGCAAAAGUUGGAUCAUCAAGCGAUCCGGGGCAGGCGUGGGGAAAAAGCUUGGGAGAAACCCAUUGACAAUUGGACCCGUUCAUGGUAAGCUCGAAAGCCCGACCACAGCAUCGCGUGGUGCUCACUGGGCCUCUUCGUUUCACGACCCGUUUCCGGAGGGGGCCAGGAGAGGGAGAGACCUGAAUGGCCGGCCACUCGAAAAGAAAACGUGCUGCUCUGCGGGAAUGUUCUCAGAAGUGACCGAAAGACGGAAUAAUCGUUGAGCAUGUGUCAGCGCAAGCAAAGCCAGCUUCUUCCUCACUGGAUUGCAUCACUUGGGAUGCAAUCUUUCGGCCGAUCGUGAAAAGGCUAAAGAAGGUGUUCGGAUUCAAUAUGUUCCAGAUCAAUCCAAAAAUCUACAAAUUCACUCCACCUCAAUUAUUGCAAUCAUCUGCAGUGGAGUUGACAAGGCCGCGGACUUCUUCUUUUUCGUCUCGUUCAGGUCGAAGAAGAUGACAACUUUUUUACGCGAAAAUAGCAAUGAGGUAAUAAGGCUGAUCUCCAUUCGCAGCCAGCGACACAGUUCUUGAGCUCAUUUUCAAACUCGGCACCCUAAGUCGGUACACAGGGUGAGACCUUGUCAAAUGGUUAAGAUAAGGAGAAAUUCAUUCUUUAGCGCAGAGAACAAG
Messenger RNA from Marchantia polymorpha subsp. ruderalis, 1099 nucleotides. Lineage: Eukaryota; Viridiplantae; Streptophyta; Marchantiopsida; Marchantiales; Marchantiaceae. The record is from the annotation of a GenBank genome assembly.